This is a messenger RNA of Aedes albopictus (Asian tiger mosquito), 5778 nucleotides long. RefSeq lists its product as uncharacterized. The coding region runs from base 1 to 5778 and encodes 1925 amino acids. NCBI's taxonomy places the organism in Eukaryota, Metazoa, Arthropoda, Insecta, Diptera, Culicidae. Gene Ontology annotation, biological process: DNA integration. The transcript has a single exon. Gene Ontology annotation, molecular function: nucleic acid binding. The record is from RefSeq and is a predicted model, not a curated record.
AUGAGCAGUUCAGGUAAGCAUCCUACCGGUUGCUGUAAGGCGUGUAACCGCCCGAACAACGCCGAAGUUAUGAUCGCUUGUGAUAUUUGUGGAAGCCGUUUCCACCACACUUGUGCGGGAGUGCAAUCGUCGACGUUACUCAAGCCUUGGAGUUGUGGCUAUUGCUCUAGCCGAGGCGACGGCACCAGCAGCUCAGCGAUAUCCGUCAGCUCUUCUAGUUCUAGUGCCCGAUUACGUUUGAGGCAACUGGAAGAGUCGAAAGCACUCGACGACCGCCUUUCACUCCAGCAGGCUGAGCGAGAACGGGCCUUUCUAGCUGAAAAACACCAACUAGAGUCGGAAAUCCAGGCAGAAAGACAGUUGAGGGGAAGUACAUCAAGCUUUAGGAGCAGGCACAGUCGUCAUAGCUACAAGAGUGAGAUUCGAACGUGGAUCAACCAGUCAACAGACACUCCAGGGAAGGCUGAGGGCCAACAAGCCGGUGCAUCAACAUCAACCCCGCUUGCAUCCACAGAAAACGUAGCGUUAGCGGUACCGGUCCAGCGAGUUGUCCCGCCAAGUCAGUCGACCAUUCUCCCGGAUCAUUCGACGGCAGUUCAAGAGAUUGUCAGUCACCGUUCACUCUCCGAAGCAAACAUCAUCCAAGCCCCGGGCAUUCAUCCUCCGAACGCCCAAGGUCAAGCAAGCAUUGUGGCUGUAGUUUCGGUAGCUGGCUGCGAUCCAUUAGGAACAGCAACAUUGACCAAUGCUGUUACCACCCCUCCGUUCGCGCAGUUGAUCUCAGCUCCGAAUCACGACGUCUUCCAGCAAGACCAGCAGAAACCAUCUCCGCCAUAUCCGAUCAGACGACAGCAUCCACCGACGAAUCAGUCAGGUCCAAAGGAACCAGCGUUGUCAGAUGCGGAACCAUUGGUGGGACGUCAGGUUCCUGCCCAAGCCUAUGCUGAAGGAGAAGUUCAUGCGGGAGCAAUAGGUCCGCAGCAACAGAAGGUGCCCCAGCAAGUCCAACAGCCUAAUCAACCUUUACGCCCCAAUACCGGUUACUACGUUCCGCCAGCCAUGAACCUGAAUACUCCAGCACAUCCAGCUGCAUCGUUUCCCGUACAGUGGCCACCAAAUGCUAAUGUGGGUUUCGUGGGUAAUCGAUACCCAACUGUCAGCCAGCAUCCCGUGCCACCAGCCAGCGCGUGUUAUCCCACAAGUUUCUAUCAGCCACCAUACAAUGCUGGUCAGCCCACAGGUCCAAUACCGACUUGGGGACCACUGAAUGCAGCACAUCAGCGGUCGAAUACGGUGCAGGAAGCCACAAUAAGAACCAACACGACGCAAGUUCAGCGGGAGCCUGGACAUAACACUCAGCAGUCCUUCGCAGGCCAAGCUCCGAGCUUCUACCCUGCGCCAACUGCUGAAGGAGUUUUGAGUGCACAACAUUUAGCCGCCCGUCAAGUUGUAUCCCGCGAUCUUCCCAGAUUUUCUGGUGAUCCCCUUGAGUGGCCAAUGUUCAUUAGCGCAUAUGAGUCCACGACAGCCAUGUGUGGGAUUCAGCCGGACGAGAACCUGGCCAGGCUUCAGAAAUGCUUGGUAGGAGGCGCCAGGGAGAAAGUUCUCAGCAUCCUAACGUUGCCGGCUGCGCUACCCGAGAUUAUUGAGACACUGCGGGAAGAAUGCGGACGACCAGAACAGCUGGUUCAUUGCCUCCUGGUAAAGAUUCGACACGCUCCUGCUCCGAACGUUAACAAACUUGACACGUUAAUUAACGUCGGCAGGGAGAUCAGGAACUUGGUAACCUAUAUCGAGGCUGCAAAUUUGCAGGAUCAUUUGUCGAAUCCGAUGCUAUUGUCAGAACUUGUAGGGAAGUUGCCCCCAAGUCUUCGGCUUGAUUGGGGGCUUCAUACGCAGAAGGUCCCCCAAGUGACGCUAAAAGCUUUUAGCGAUUACGUCACGUCAAUUAAGGCUGCUGCGUGCAAGGUUUCAUUGCCAAAUGAAAGCAGUCAGGAGGAAAGCCGUCGUGGAAAAAAGGAGAAAGGUGGUUUCGUCAAUGCACACUCCAUCGAUGAGAAGCGUGUGACCGAGUGCAGUACGAGAAACACGAAUAACACAUCGUCUUCUAAGAAGGAGUUUCUGCCUAGGUCCGAAACCUUCAAACCCAAGCCAUGCCCUGUUUGCAACCGGAACGAUCACAAGCUUCGAGAAUGUGAAAAGUUUAUCGGCUUCAAUGUGGAUCAGCGAAAGCGUCUUGUCGGUGAAAUGAAGCUGUGCCAACGUUGCUUAGGGAGCCACGGCAAAUGGCCAUGCAGAAUGAAGCAGUCAUGCGAGGUCGACGGCUGUGCAGAAACGCAUCAUAAACUUCUGCAUCCCUCGAAACCGAAAACCAACAGCAGCGUCCAACCAGCAGGUUCUUCUGGUGUUAUUUACGCCCACUGUUCACGGCAAGCCGGCGUACUAUUCAAGGUACUUCCCGUCAUUCUCUCUAGUAACGGGAAAUCCGUCUUGACCUUCGCUUUUCUGGAUGACGGAUCCAACCUCACGCUGAUGGAAGAGGAAAUUGCCGAUGAGCUUGGAUUGCAGGGUAACGUAAGUUCAUUAUGCAUCCAAUGGACCGGUAGCGUAACAAGGAAAGAACCGACCUCACGACAAGUUGAGCUGCGCAUUUCGGGCGUCCAUGGUGGACCGGAGUAUACCAUGUCCGAAGUCCAAACCGUGCCUCACUUGGAUCUGCCUCAACAAAGCCUGGACUAUGAGAAACUCUCCAAGGAAUUCCCACACUUAAGGGGACUUCCAGUACGAAGCUUUUCGAAUGCGGUGCCCAAGGUUCUUAUUGGACUAGAUAACGCGGCGUUGAAGCUGACACUGGACAAACGCGAGAGACGUAGCAGGGAACCAAUAGCUGCCAAAACGAGACUUGGGUGGACGAUUUUCGGAGGAGCACAAGGAGGACAACAACGGGCUGAUCGUGUCAUGCUACACGUAUGCAAUUGUAAUGAAGACGAGACUCUUCACAAUCUCGUCAACGACUACUUUUCGGUAGAAACCAUUGGUGUUAACCCUACGAUGCCUUUAGAGUCACCUGAAGAUCAGCGAGCAAGGCAGAUCUUGGCCCAAACUACUCGCCGCACUGACUCAGGAAGAUUCGAAUGCGGCCUGUUAUGGAAAAGCGACGACUUCGAACUCCCUGAUAGCUACAAAAUGGCGGAACGACGGAUGGUUUGUUUGGAGAAGAAGCUCGGAAAAGACCCAGCUCUGAAAAUGAAAGUGUUAGAGCAGAUUGACGAGUAUCUGGAUCGCGGAUACGCCCACAAGGCUACUGAGGACGAGCUACGAGAUUCCGACCAACGUCGGGUAUGGUAUCUUCCCAUUGGCAUCGUCCAGAAUCCCCGGAAACCCGGGAAAGUACGAAUUGUAUGGGACGCGGCGGCACGCAUCGGAAAUACAUCGCUCAAUUCAAUGCUGCUCACUGGACCAGACCUUUUGACUCCACUUCUGAAGGUCAUGUACGGAUUCCGGCAACGACAAUAUGCUGCAGUUGGCGACGUACGACAAAUGUUUCACCAGCUGUUGGUUAGACAGGAAGACAGGCAGGCUCAACGUUUUCUAUUCCGGACAGAUCCGGAACAAGCACCGACAAUCUACGUAAUGGACGUCGUAGUUUUCGGAACAUCGUGUUCUCCGUGUCUUGCUCAACAUGUGAAGAAUACAAACGCUGAGGAGUACAAGGACCUGUAUCCAGAUGCGGCCUCGGCAAUCAUCAACAAAACCUACGUCGACAAUUUCCUGGAUAGCAGAGACAGUAUCGAAGAGAUGGUCCGUAUAGUCAACGAGGUGCGCUGGAUUUUCGACCAGGCUGGAUUCGAACUUCGAAACUGGCAGUCCAAUUCCGAGGACGUUCUUCGACGGGUCGGGGCCGACAUCAACGAAACUGCGAAAUCCUUCUCGGUGGAAAAAUCUACGGUUGCCGAACGAGUCCUGGGAAUGAGAUGGGACCCCAAGGACGAUUUAUUCGUGUUCGAUACACAAUUUCGUGAAGAUCCUCUACCGUUGCUGACAGGAGUCAUCGUUCCUACUAAACGACAAGUUCUUCGCGUGGUUAUGAGCCAUUUUGAUCCUCUGGGCAUCGUAGCUACCUACACUGUGCACGGAAAAAUCCUUAUCCAGGACGUGUGGAGAUCUCGCGUAUCGUGGGAUGAUCCAAUAACGGCGGAAGACUUCGAAAGCUGGCAGCGCUGGGUGAAACUAGUUCCAAACCUGACGCAGGUUGAAAUUCCGCGAUGCUACUUCCCGAACUAUGACCCGGCCAGUUACGAUUCUAUUGAAAUCCACGUUUUCGUCGACGCUAGCCUGAAAGCGUACUGCGCCGCAGCGUAUUUUAGGAUCAUCGACAAUGGCUCGCCACGUUGUGCCCUAGUAGCAGCAAAGACGAAAGUGACACCAUUACAACCGCAAUCAAUUCCAAGAAAUGAACUGAGUGCCGGAGUAAUCGGAGUGCGACUGCUUAAAAGUGUUCUGGAGAAUCACUCAAUACCUGUCAAGAAACGGUACAUGUGGACGGAUGCAACGACCGUUCUGGCUUGGUUGAGAGAAGACCCAGGAAAUUAUCGGCAAUUUGUAGCUUUUAGAGUUGCCGAAAUUCAGACAGAGACACGCGUGGAGGAGUGGCACUACGUACCAUCGAGUUUGAACGUUGCGGACAAGGGUACAAAGUGGGGAAGUGGACCCUGCUUCGAUCCAGCCAGUCAGUGGUUCACGGGACCUGAAUUCUUGUAUCGCGCAGAAAGUGAGUGGCCACGUCAACCAGCGAAGUUUGCGGAGCCACAGGAAGAAGUCAGAGUGGUCAAUCACCACGCAGCAGUUUGCGACUUCGUCGUAGACUUGACGAAGUUUUCCAGUUGGGGAGAUCUGCUCAAGAACAUCGGCUACUUGUAUCAUUUCGUUCAUCGUUGUCGAUCAUCACCAAGAGUGAUGACCAAGAGCAGAGUUUCAGUCUUGGAGCAGAAAGAUUAUGCGGCGGCUGAAAGAAGUGUUUGGCGAGUUAUCCAAAGUGUGGAGUAUACCGGUGAAAUCGCAACUCUCCUCAAGAAUUCCGAGCUUCCCAGCGACCAACAGAUGCCGUUGGAGAGAAACAGUCUGCUCAAAAAGCUGUCCCCAUUUUUGGACGACGAAGGUGUGCUGAGGAUGCGUAGCCGUAUUAAUGAUGCUGCCAUCUACUAUUCCUACGACUUUCAAAACCCAGUGAUCGUUCCAAGGAGAAAUCACGUCACCGAACUGCUGAUCUACAAGUAUCAUCAACGCUAUGGACACGCUAACGUCGAUACCGUCGUCAACGAGUUGCGGCAACGCUAUUACAUAGCCAGAGUUCGUUCCGUAGUGAAAAACGUAGUAAAGCAGUGUAUGUGGUGCAAGGUUUAUCGAGCGAAGCCGGCCGAACCAAGAAUGGCGGAUCUACCACAUCCCAGAUUGAAGCCUUACGUUCGUCCGUUCACAUUUACUGGCCUGGACUACUUUGGGCCGUUGAUAGUGAAGCAUCGUCGGAGUAACGAGAAGCGGUGGGUAGCACUAUUUACGUGUUUGACCGUGCGGGCUGUACACGUGGAAGUAGUGCAUUCGCUAUCAGCAGAAGCCUGUAAAAUGGCGAUUCGCCGUUUUAUUUCCCGAAGAGGUGCUCCGCAGAAAAUUUUCAGCGACAAUGGCACUAACUUUCGAGGAGCCGACCGCGAACUUGUCAAUGAAACAAGAGCCAUCAAUCGGGAGCUUGCGGCUAUAUUCACCAACGAAGAAAUCUAA